AUGGAGAGGGCAGAAAGACAAACUCCAAUUAUGGAUUCCGCUCAAUAUGCAGAAUUCUGUGAAAGUCGACAAUUAAGUUUCUCCAAAAAAGCCUCCAAAUUUCGAGACUGGUUGCACUGCAGCUGCAUAAAGAUAAAACCCAAUGUUGUCGCUAUGAAAAUUUUAGCAUAUAUAGCAUUUGAAACUGUGGCGCAGUUAGUGGAUCUGGCCCUUCUCGUGACGCAGGACAUGGUAACCAAGGCAGUAGACACCUUCAGCCAUGCCAUUUCGGCCACCUUCAUUCAGUAUCACAACUCUGCUGAGGGCACUGCAGCCUGUGGUUUUGAGGCUCACAGCAAUACUAUCCAGGUCUGCCACAUCAGAGAGACCAUUCGAGGCUACGGCCACAAGAUUGGACCCCUUUCCCCUUUCCCCAUUCACAAGUGCCUACCACAUGAAUGA
Hipposideros armiger (great roundleaf bat) is the source of this 441-nucleotide messenger RNA. RefSeq names its product transcription initiation protein SPT3 homolog. The record is from RefSeq and is a predicted model, not a curated record. Lineage: Eukaryota; Metazoa; Chordata; Mammalia; Chiroptera; Hipposideridae. Bases 1 to 441 code for a protein of 146 amino acids. The transcript has 2 exons. Gene Ontology annotation, biological process: transcription by RNA polymerase II. Gene Ontology annotation, molecular function: transcription coactivator activity.